This is a messenger RNA of Prorocentrum cordatum, 927 nucleotides long. The record is from the annotation of a GenBank genome assembly. Lineage: Eukaryota; Dinophyceae; Prorocentrales; Prorocentraceae.
AUGGUCUUCGUGCACCUCGCCCUGCGGGCCGUGUGGCUGCUGAUGGACUCCCUCCGGGACGACGUGUUCAUCGAGUACCGCCGCACGGUGUGCUGCGAGGGCUCCGGUCCAGGCGGCUUCCCCGCCGCGCGCACGGAGGAGAUCUCGGUGGGCGGCGAGCGCGAGCUGCGACGGAUCCACCGCGCGGUCGGCGAGGACGGCGUCCUUCGGGAGGACGUCAGGCUGGAGAGGGCGCACCUGGCCAGGGGCUCCAGGCUGCUCCUGCAGGGCGGCAUGGCGGGCAGGGCCCACAAGGACGACCUGCUGGAGCUGGCCCCCGAGGACACCCUCGUCUUUGCCGUCACGACCCGCCCAGCGGCCUUCGGCGAGGGCCGCCUGUCGGGUGCGCGCGCGGCCGUGGACGUGCUGUGGCAGGGCUGCGUCUACCUCACCCUGGACCUGCUGCCUACGCUCUGGGCCCUCUUCGGCUCCGCCUCGGUCUCCCCCUGCCCCAUGUUGUCUCCUUCAUUUGUUAUCCUCCUUCUUCUCCUCCUCCUCCUCCUCCUCCUUCUCCUUCUUCUUCUUCUGCUCGUGCCGCCGUGUCCUCGUGCGCCCCCUGCAGGGGCUGGCGUUGCGGAGGCUGCUGGUGGGCCCCGGCGCGGGCGCGCCCCCGGGGUCGCCCGCGCGGCGGCGGAGCUCCCUGGCGCGCGCCAGCGCCCUGGAGCAGGCGCAGCAGGUGCUCGGCGCUUGCCCCGGCGAGGUGCUCGGGAGCUUCCACGAGGCGCCUGGCCGCGAGGACUGGUUGAAUCUUUGCGUUUCCGCGCGCGAAUGCACCUCGGGAGUCCGCUGCGGACGCGUGCUGCUCGUGUACAUCGCCCUGGCUGGCGCCCUCACCUUCGGCGCAUCCCGCACGUCGUGGCUGCGUGGGGACGUGCGGACGGAACUUGA